AGUUGUGAGUGCAGGUUGCAUGGUUGGAUUCUGUAUUCCUGAAGGUUGGUGCAGGGCAGAAGAAAAGCUCCCAGCCUUGACGACUCUGGGAAAUGAGACUCUACUUGAAUGCUUCACUGUGACAUCUCACCCUUUGCCCCCUUCAGAGGAUCUUCAGGAGACUUCCCUGGACAAUGCGGAGUUCUACUGGUUCAGAGAUGGCUCAUGUUUUGAAAAUAACAAUGGUCAAUUUUGUGCAGAAAUUUAUUGGUAUUGGAAGAUGUUUGAUCUUCUAUCCAGUGAGCAUCCAACCAGCUGCCUUUCAAAGGGAUGAUCUUCCUAGAAUCUGGGAGCAAGCCAGGUCAUUUCUCAUGAUUCCCUCCAUUUAUCUUCUCCUCCAAGUGUAAUUCUAGAAUCUUCUUCAUCUUUCCAGGGGCGAAGAAAAUGAAUACAUCUCAAGUGCUGGUGUCAUUUGAGGAUGUGGCUGUGGACUUCAGCUGGGAGGAGUGGCAGAACCUGGACAAUGCUCAGAGGACCCUGUACAGGGAUGUGAUGCUGGAGAUAUACAGCAACCUGCUGUCCUUGGGAUACUGCAUUACCAAACCUGAGGUGAUUUUCAAGUUGGAGCGAGGAGCAGAGCCAUGGAUAGUGGAAGGACCCCUAAGUCCAAGCCUCCCAGCUGUCCAGAAAAUGGAUGACCUGAUCAAGGCCAGCCAGGAAAGUCAAGACGGAUAUUUAUCACAAGCUGCAACUACAAACAACAACACAUCAACUGAGGAGAGAAUUGAAUUAGGAAAAGCAUUAAAUUUAAGCUCAAAUAACAUUCCAAAAGUGAACACAAAGAGUGGCAGUUAUUCAGGAUUGAGGCCUGAAGCAUUUCAUCUGUUUAAGAAUGCCUUUCACCCUAGUGAGCCUGAUGAGAUGCAUGCUGGAGAGAAACCCAAUGCCUAUAGUGUAACUGGCAAAUUGCACGGAUAUCCUGAGCAUCAUAGUCAGCAUCAGAAAAUUCAAACCUUGCAGCAGACUUUUGAACAUAGUAGAGAAGGGAAAGUCUUCAACAGAGAUACAAUAUCCUUUACACGUAAGAGGGCUCAUAUGGGAGUGACCCUCUCUAAGUGUAAUGAAGAUAGAAAUGCCUAUGGAAAAUCAGCUGUCACUGGAGAGACAACUAAUACAGGAAAGAAAACUGUCUAUAAGAAGUCUGCCCUCAUUAAACAACAAACCUACACAGAAGAGAAAACCUCUGAAUGUGCUGAAUAUGAGGAGUUGUUCAUUAGUAAGUCAGAUCUUACAGUAAGUGAGAGGACACACACAGGGAAAAAGCUUUAUGCAUGUAACCUGUAUGAGAAAUCUUUCAGCUGUAAAGCCAAACUUGGUAUCCAUCACAGAAUUCACACAGGGGGAAAGCCCCAUGGGUGCAAUAAAUGUGGAAAAACCUUUUUCCAGAAGUCUCAUCCUGGCAUGCUUCAGAUAAUUCACAAAGGGGAAAAACUCUGUGAAUGUAAUGAAUUUGGGAAAACCUGCCGGAGGUCUCACCUCAGCAAACAUCAAAGAACUCAUACAAGAGAAAAACCCUUUAAAUGUAAUGAAUGCGGGAAAAUCUUUAGCCAGAAGUCAGUACUUAGUGUACAUCAGAGAAUUCACACAGGGGAAAAACCCUUUGAAUGUAAUGACUGUGGGAAAACAUUUGGCCAGAAGUCACACCUCAGUGUGCACCAGAGAACCCACACAGGGGAAAAACCAUUUGAAUGUAACGAGUGUGGGAAAACUUUUGCCCAAAAGUCAGUCCUCACUGUACAUCAGAGAACUCACACAGGGGAAAAGCCCUAUGAAUGUAGUGAAUGUAGGAAAACCUUUUGCCAAAAGUCAGUUCUCACCAUACAUCUAAGAACUCAUACAGGUGAAAAACCAUAUGAAUGUUGUGAAUGUGGGAAAACGUUCUGCCGGAAGUCAAAACUCAGCAUGCACCAGAGAAUUCACACAGGGGAAAAGCCCUAUGUAUGUAAUCAGUGUGGCAAAACCUUCUACCAUAAGUCAGUGCUCAGCAUGCAUCAGAGAACUCACAAAAGGGAAAAACCUUAUGAAUGUAAUGAGUGUGGAAAAACCUUUUACCAGAAGUCAGAUCUCAUGAUACAUCAGAGAAUUCACACAGGGGAAAAGCCUUAUGAAUGUAAAGAAUGUGGAAAAAUAUUUUGCCAGAAGUCACACCUCAUCAAGCAUCAGAGAAUUCACACAGGGGAAAAACCUUUUGAAUGUAGUGAAUGUCGGAAAACCUUUUCCCGGAAGUCCAGCCUCAGAAUGCAUCAGAGAACUCACACAGGGGAAAAACCAUAUAAGUGUAUUGAGUGUAGGAAAACUUUCUCUCAUAAGUCAGGCCUCACUAUUCAUCAAAGAACUCACACAGGAGAAAAACCCUAUGAAUGUCAUGAAUGUGGGAAAACCUUUUGUCGAAAGUCAUUCCUUAACACACAUCAGAGAACUCACACAGGAGAAAAACCUUACGAAUGCAAUGAGUGUGGAAAAACCUUUGGGCAGAAAUCACACCUCAGGACACAUUUGAGGACUCACACAGGUGAGAAACCUUAUGAAUGUACUGAAUGUGGAAGAACCUUUGGGCAGAAGUCACACCUUCGAACACAUCAAAGAACUCACACAGUUGAGAAACCAUUUGAAUGUAAAUAAUACAAGAAAACUCAACUGCAGUAAGUCCUACCUCAUAGAACUCACACAGGAAAAACCCAAUAAAUGUGAAUAAAAGUUUUUGCUAAGUCAAACCUUGGCAAAGAUGAGCAAAGUCACACAUAAGGGACACCCUCUGAAUGCAACGAAUGGGGAAAACCUGAAUGACUGUCAGUGAAAUCACACAAAUGAGAUACCCUAUAAGUAUAAUUAUGCAGAAAAACUUACCAGAAUUCACACUUUUGUAGUAAAGAGAGAACUCACACAAGGGAAUAACCCUGAAUGCCAAAGACUGGCUAUUUGUUGUUUAAACUCUCUUCUUUUCUCUUGGACUUAAAGCCCUUAUUUUGAGCCUCCCUGUAUUGUAGGUAGGAUCAUGUAACUGAGCUGUUAUUUUACCUGUAAAUUUUGAGAAUAAAUAUUCAGUCUGUUAGAAUCACUUAUUUAAAAUACCCACUUAAUUGUUUAUGAAAUUAUUAUUUGAAAUUGCUUUUUGUUUGGCUGUAGUUCAGACCAGCUCUGUGACUGUGAUCAUGGGACAAUUACAUGACCCAUAUCGUCCAUAGUACUGUACAGCCAGCCCUAUACAACGAGUACUUUGCAUAGGGUAAGAAGUGAGUCUCUCUUGAUUUCUGUGCUUAUGGGAAUCGCAGACAUAUCUGUCUUUGGGCCUGAAGCUGCCCAAACCAUCAAAAGUCUUUAUAGGUUGUGAGAGAGGUUGUGAGUAUCCUGGUAGCAUAAAGCCUGUGUACUCUUCCCAUGAUUGAUAUUAUG
Molecule: messenger RNA, 3432 nt
Organism: Lepus europaeus (European hare)
Lineage: Eukaryota; Metazoa; Chordata; Mammalia; Lagomorpha; Leporidae
Product: zinc finger protein 883-like
Exons: 7
Coding region: 424-2661 (745 amino acids)
Biological process (GO): negative regulation of transcription by RNA polymerase II
Molecular function (GO): DNA-binding transcription repressor activity, RNA polymerase II-specific; RNA polymerase II cis-regulatory region sequence-specific DNA binding
Source: RefSeq, a predicted model, not a curated record